ACUCAACGGCCUUAUUUGCAUCUCAUUCAAUUGCGGCGGCGGCGGGCGGGACUGCAGCAGCAGCAACAGCAGCGGUGGUGGCGGGACUAGAGGGAGAGAGACUACAGCAGCAGCAGCGACACAGCGGGUCCAGUGGUCGCUGCCUCCACCUCAUCAACCUCAACCAGCGGCAAGACCCACACCGGGGGAAAUCACCGAUUCAAAGUUGACUGAUCAAUCGAAGAUGAAGUGACGGAAGAUGUAUUAUUAUCAGGCGCAAGAAAUCACGGGGAACUUUUAUUGCUGAUGAUAUGAAUGGAGGGAUGCGACUAUAAAUUGUUAAAUUGAUCUGUACAUGAUAGUUGUUUGGGACAUUUGUUGAAGUGCAAUUAAAGUUAGGGCAUCUAAACAAAAAACGCAAAAUGUGGACAUUCCUAGGAAUUGCUACUUUUACUUAUGUCUACAAGAAGUGCGAUGACUUGGUGAACGUGAGUUACGCUAACAAGGAGAUGCUGGGGGCGUUUCUGGUAUUUUUCUCCUUGGGGUUACUGUUGUCCUAUCGUUACCGAUGUGGGCAAGGGAAGGGCCGAAAACAGCCUUCCAACCUGGGCUAUAUCUGCCAGCUCCUCUCAUCCCUGCCCCUAGCAAACUCGCUCUUCAGCGGAACGAGAGACUCCAACAGCACUGAGCAGGACCAAGCAAUGCAGCAAAAGAAAAGAACUGCCACCUUCUCAGAAUACUCGUCAAGCACCAGAACAUCUUCCCAAGAUGAUCCAGAGAUCAUCAUAGUGGGCUCUGGCGUCCUUGGUUCCGCUAUGGCCGCUGUUCUUGCGAGGGAUGGGAGGAACGUGACAGUGAUUGAGAGAGACCUGAAAGAGCCAGACAGGAUUGUUGGGGAGUUGUUGCAGCCUGGCGGAUAUCAGGCAUUGAAGGCACUCGGUCUUGGAGGUGCAGUUGAAGGUCAUGAUGGUUGCAGCGUCAAAGGUUAUGUCAUCCAUGACAUGGAGAGCAAGACACAGGUGGAAAUCCCUUAUCCUCUGAAUGAAGAUGGCCAGGUGCAAUGUGGGACAGCAUUUCACCACGGACAUUUCAUAAUGGGCCUGAGAAAUACUGCAAUGGCUGAGCCAAAUGUAAAGUUCAUUGAAGGAACCGUGACACAUUUAUUGGAGGAAGAUGGGAGAGUUACAGGAGUCCAAUACAGAGAAAAAGAAAGUGGAGCGAUAAAGGAACUGUCCAGUCCAUUGACUGUGGUUGCUGAUGGACACUUCUCUAAAUUCAGGAAAAACCUGGUGAAGACCAAAGUCAGCGUCUCAUCUCAUUUUGUUGGUUUCAUAAUGAAGGACGUGCCACAAUUCAAACCUAACUAUGCAGAACUUAUCCUUGCCGACCCUAGCCCUAUUCUUGUCUACCAAAUUUCAUCCAACGAAACAAGGGUACUAGUGGACAUCAGAGGGGAAAUGCCAAGACAUCUUAAAGAUUACAUGAUUGAGAAGAUCCAUCCACAGCUUCCAGACCACAUAAAACAACCAUUCCUGCUUGCAAUUCAGAAUGAUCGUCUAAGGACAAUGCCUGCGAGCUUUCUCCCUCCGUCUCCAGUGAACAAAUCAGGUGUGCUGCUUUUAGGUGAUGCGUAUAACAUGCGUCACCCUCUGACAGGAGGUGGGAUGAGCGUUGUACUAAAUGACGUGAGGAUAUGGAAAAGUCUGCUGUUGAGCAUUCCGGAUCUCCAUGAUAAUGAUGCACUACUGCAGGCCAAGAAAAGAUUUCACUGGGCAAGGAAGAAAUCCCAUUCCUUUGUGGUGAAUAUUCUGGCUCAAGCUCUAUAUGAACUUUUUGCUGCUACAGAUGAUUCUUUGCACCAGCUCCGGAUGGCUUGUUUUCAUUACUUCAAAUUGGGAGGGCAAUGUGUGUCGGGGCCAGUAGGUCUUCUGUCUGUGCUUUCUCCUGAACCAAUGCUUCUGAUCGGACACUUCUUUGCUGUCGCAUUCUAUGCUGUAUAUUUCUUAUUCAAGGUAGAGCCUUGGUACCUAAAACCACGGGCCCUGUUGAAGAGUGGGCUUGUUAUCUACCGUGCCUGCUCAAUUAUUUUUCCUCUUGUUUAUUCCGAAAUGAAAUAUCUUGUUAACUGAAUAACAAUUGGAGAUUAUAAAAAGUUCAAAAAGCAUGAAGCCUCGGCAACAAUUGGAUAUUUACCUUGUUACAGUCUAAAUAUUGGAUGCAUAAUGCUGUUGAAAGAUGUAUGAUUUCUUUAUGGUGAUUUGUGAAACGACUGAGCCAGCCCAUCUUGCACUUUGUGGACUUGUGGUGCAAUAAACGGGACAUGUGUUCUUUGCGGCACCCAUGAAAUAACUCAACCUUCAAUGCACAUCGGGCACACUACAAACGGCGCUGAUUAUAGCAGGAGUCAUUGGCUUUGUGAAGUCUCGCUGCUAUUGAUGAAGCGCUUCAUUCUUCUAUUAUGAUCGUUGAAACUUCUGCUUAACACAUUUGAAAAUUGACUUAUUCCCAAACUAUAUCCUACAUU
Molecule: messenger RNA, 2503 nt
Organism: Amblyraja radiata (thorny skate)
Lineage: Eukaryota; Metazoa; Chordata; Chondrichthyes; Rajiformes; Rajidae
Gene: sqlea
Product: squalene epoxidase a
Exons: 12
Coding region: 402-2108 (568 amino acids)
Biological process (GO): cholesterol metabolic process; sterol biosynthetic process
Cellular component (GO): endoplasmic reticulum; membrane
Molecular function (GO): squalene monooxygenase activity; flavin adenine dinucleotide binding
Source: RefSeq, a predicted model, not a curated record